AUUAAAUUUUGCGAACCAAUACAUUAUACAAGGUAAAUUAUUACUCCACACUCUUCUCAACCUCUGGUUAGAUCGAGACCCUUUGAUUAUUUCUAUUUAGGAUAAUAUUAGAAAUUUUGCCAUAUUUUAUUUACAUUUCAUUUUAUUUUAUUUUUAAGUUAGUUUAGUUCAGUGUAGUUUUACAUCAUGGUUUCAAUUAGAAUUCCUGUUUUGUUAGUAUUUAUUGCAUCCCUUGUAUUAGCAGGUUAUUUGGGAUUUGCCAAUGUUCAUUUUGGUCAUGAUAAAUUAAUUCAUUUUAUUACAUUCUUUAUAUUGACUAUAGAGUUUUAUUUUACAUUUGAUACAAAGCAUAAAUCAUUAAAGACAUUAAGAUCAAUAACAUUAAUAGUUUGUACAAUUGGUGGAGGUAUUGGACUGGAAUUUAUUCAAAGUUUAGUAAAUGAAAAUCGAGUAUUUGAUCCAAUAGAUAUUGCAUUUAAUAUAUUAGGUAGUUUAUUAGCGGUAGGUUUAAGUUCAUGGUAUCAAACAUACCUUAUUAAACGAGCUAAAGAGGUUAAAAGAAAUAAUAGAUAUACUCAAAUUGGUCAAACCAUUACAAAUGAAGAAUUAGUUGGUGAUACAGAAGAUGAAGGAUAUGUAUCAAUUCAAAUGCAUGAUACAGGUAAUGUUGAUGAACAAUCUAAUCGUAAGAUAUAAUUUGUAAUAUGACAAAUGCUCCUGCAUAAUGUCGAUGCCUUAGUAAAUAUAACUGAGGCUGGUUGUCCACUUGAUUUAUGAUAAUUUUUUGAUAUUAUAGAUUGUCUUUUAG
This is a messenger RNA of Scheffersomyces amazonensis, 808 nucleotides long. RefSeq lists its product as uncharacterized. The record is from RefSeq and is a predicted model, not a curated record. Lineage: Eukaryota; Fungi; Ascomycota; Pichiomycetes; Serinales; Debaryomycetaceae. Gene Ontology annotation, cellular component: intracellular membrane-bounded organelle. The transcript is spliced from 2 exons. Bases 187 to 696 code for a protein of 169 amino acids.